AUUUAACCCGGGUUAAAGUGUCUCUGGCGCCCCUAGCGUGUCCUCGGUGCAGCUCCAGCCUUGACAGACACGAUGAUCAGAUCCUCUCUCUCUCUCAGCCACAUUACUGAAAUGUUACAACACUCACUUCCUACAGGGACAGUCCCCACCCCCUUUACUCUGCUUUAGCACGGAUCCCCGCACGGCUCGGCUCGACUCGCUGCCAGCCCCGGCCCUCCUCCAGGGCUGCCUGAGCCGGAGUUUGAUUGGAUUAGAGCCGGCUAGCCUUUGCCCUCUCACCCCGCUGAUGCUGGCUGCUUCCUGCUCCCUCCGCUCCCCCUGACCGACUGACGAAGCUCGCCGAAGCCGCACGGCGAAGCGCCCUGCACGGACACAGAGCACCGGUACGAGCCGCUGCAGCCCGACCACAGCCACCAAAACACACAGGCGGGCUGACGGAGAAAACGAGGCAGUCAUGCGGAGGAAAUCGAGGAUAUUGUUAUGUUUUGCGGUGCUGUGGGUGCUGGGGAUAGCCUACUACUUCUACUCGGGGACAGCGCUGAGUCGAAAGGAUGAAUGGGGCUCCAGUGACUCGUCGAGUAAGAGCAAAGCUCACAUCUCUGACGACAAGACUAACGGCCUGGAAACUCUGCCGCCAGGUAAGGUGCGCUGGCAGGACUUUGACCAGGAUCUGUACGUUGGAGCCACAGUGGUGCGAGCGGGUCAGGAUCCGUACGCCAGGAACAAGUUCAACCAGGUGGAGAGCGACAAACUCCGUAUGGACAGAGCCGUGCCCGACACCAGACAUGACCAUUGCAGACAUAAACAAUGGAAGACUGAACUGCCCGCCUCUAGCGUCGUCAUCACUUUCCACAAUGAAGCUCGCUCUGCUCUGCUGAGGACUGUGGUCAGUGUCCUGAAGAAAAGUCCUGUUCACUUGGUCAAAGAAAUCAUUCUGGUUGACGACUACAGUGAUAACCCGGAGGAUGGAGCGCUUCUGGGGAAAAUCGAAAAAAUACGCGUGUUGAGAAACGACCGCAGAGAAGGACUGAUGCGUUCGAGGGUCCGCGGAGCAGACGCCGCCGUGGCUCCAGUCCUCACCUUCUUAGACUCUCACUGUGAAUGUAACGACCACUGGCUGGAGCCGCUGCUGGAGAGAGUGGCCGAGGACAAAAGCAGAGUCGUUUCUCCUAUCAUCGAUGUCAUCAACAUGGACAACUUCCAGUACGUAGGAGCCUCGGCUGAUCUGAAAGGAGGUUUCGACUGGAAUUUGGUGUUUAAAUGGGACUACAUGACUCUGGAGCAGAGACGAGCCAGACAAGGCAACCCCAUUGCCCCCAUAAAGACUCCAAUGAUAGCAGGAGGUCUUUUCGUCAUGGAUAAGGACUACUUUGAGCUGCUGGGAAAGUACGACAUGAUGAUGGACGUAUGGGGAGGAGAAAACCUCGAGAUCUCAUUUCGGGUGUGGCAGUGUGGUGGAAGUCUUGAGAUCAUCCCCUGCAGCAGAGUUGGGCACGUCUUCAGAAAACAACAUCCAUACACCUUCCCCGGAGGCAGUGGGACUGUGUUUGCAAAGAACACGAGGAGAGCAGCAGAGGUGUGGAUGGAUGAGUAUAAAAACUUCUACUACGCUGCCGUCCCCUCAGCGAGAAACGUCCCCUAUGGAAAUAUCCAGAGUCGUAUGGAGAUGAAGAAGAGAUUAGGAUGCAAACCAUUUAAAUGGUACCUGGAGAAUGUCUACCCGGAACUACGUGUCCCGGACCACCAGGACAUCGCGUUCGGAGCGCUGCAGCAGGGAGGAAACUGUCUGGACACUCUGGGCCACUUUGCUGACGGUGUGGUGGGCGUCUACGAAUGCCACAACGCCGGAGGAAACCAGGUAGCGUUACUACGACGACAUACACAGGAGUGGGCCCUGACCAAGGAUAAGUCUGUGAAGCACAUGGACCUGUGUCUGACCGUGGUGGAGCGCACCACCGGCUCGCUCAUCAAACUACAGGGCUGUCGAGAGAACGACAGCCGACAGGUAAACACGCAGAAAUGGGAGCAGAUUGAGUCCAACUCGAAGCUUCGUCACGUGGGUAGCAACCUCUGCCUGGACAGCCGCAAUGCCAGGAUGGGGGGCCUCACGGUGGAGGUCUGCAGCCCGAGCCUCAACCAGCAGUGGAAGUUCACCCUCAAUCUACAAUCAUAGGGGGGGGGCUGCGGACCCUGGGAAGAGCUGGAUGUUUGAUAGAGACACCAACAGACUCUGAGACACGGAUUAAGAGAUGGAAAAAGACUCUGGAUGGAUAAACGGAUCCCUCUCGCUCCUCAGAGGUGCAGCCAGUCUAUACACCUCUCCCCCACCCUCACCCCUCCCAAAAGAGCCAAACCCACCGGGGGAGGGGCUUGUAGACGUUGCUGGAGUAAACAGGAAACUGACUGUAUUUGUUGGAUGAAAGGUGAAAAUGAUGUUCAUUAUGAGGAUAAAAGCGAUGGAGCGACUUUCCAUUCAAACUACAUACCUCAGUGUUUUUCCAUUGAUGGUUCCAGAAGCAAAUGUUGUUGUUUUACGUUCUUUAAUGCAGGUGAGGUAGAACUGUUUUUACUUUGUAAUUAUUUUAUUAUUAAUAUUUUUUAUUGAUUGCCGGUAACUCUCCUGUGCGGAGGUUUCACAGGAACUCUUUUUUUCGUUAUCUUAAAGGAAGGGGACAUUAAUGUUGUUGUUCCUUUGGGCUUUCUCUCUGUUUCACCACGCCGAGCUGGAGCCUGUAAAGGCAGGUGGAGGCUUCAUGUUGAGGUCUGGGCGUAGAGUGAUAUGAAGGCCGGAAAUGGACUCAACUCCUUGAGCUUUUCCUCUUGUCAUUAGUUCACAGGAUCAUUGGAGGAAAGAGAGCCACAGUGGAGAGAAGAAGCUGUGUGUUCUGCAGAUUGGGUCUUGGGGAAAGGGGAAGGGGGUUAAGGGAAAAGCUUCUCUGCUUUGGUCGGGGCCUGAAACUGGUUUGGUUUGGCCGGAAGUUCAAAACCGAAACCAGGAAGUGUCUUGAAGCCACCCCUCAGGAUUGACUGUUUGUCGUCGGGCUGUCGCACUGGCUGCCGCAGCAUCUUCAUGUCUACACCAUUAUGUCUCUUUAAAAAAACAACUCUCUUAACAGUCUUCUUUUGUCACACAAAAAAUUGAACCAAAUUUCGAAUGGAUGUUUUUGUUUCAGGAAUACGAGAACUUUGAUUAAAAGGGUUUUUCUUCACAAGCUCUCGCUGCUCUCUAACUGCUCCCUGUGGAGCCGCUUAAUUUAUACAUCUCCUUUCCUGCACAGAUCAUUUUCUUUGUGUCUAAUAUUGCCAUUUAGGGAUGUUUACUGUCACACCCACCUGGAUUUCAUGUUGCAGUUUUACCAACUGGUUUUGGCUGCAAAGGUAUUACCGACAUGAAUCUAUAAUAUUACCACAAGCAGAUAUCUUCCCAACUGAGAUGUUCUUUUUGACCUGAUUUCAACACACACCUGCCUGCUCGUGUCCGGCUAUAGAAGGAAACACUAAUGUGUGGCAGACAUCCAAUGUCCAUCUUUCUUAUUGACAAAGUAAAACGUUGCUUAUUCCAGCCUCCAGAACAGUUUUUAUGCAAAAAGAAAGAGGUUUCCUGACUAGUCAAACUGUACGAAAUGUGCAUGCGUUCUUAGCUGCAUGUAUCACCAGCCAGCUCCCACACGUACAGUCGGUCGGUAGUGUCUCCAUCAACAUGUCUUUCUUUCUUUCAUUGUGCCUGUUAGAUGAGCCAUCUGUUCUGAGGUUUGGAUCUGCAAUAAACAAGGUUUUACUGUUUGUCCCCCACUCUGUUCUGCUGCAGGUGAGCAGAUUGUUCUGAUUGCACAAGCAGGACUGCUCAGUUUUUGCUGAUACAAAGUACUGAUGAGAACACCUUUUCUUUAUUUUGGCGAGCUCCUUUAUUCUGAGGAACAAGAUUUCGGUGUCCCCGAACCGCAUUGUGCCACAUCUUCAUCUUGUGUUACCUGAUAGUGUUACUGAUGCCAGUUACAGUUCAUGCAUCUGUGUGCUAAUCCAUUACCUGAUGCCUGUUUCGCAUCUUUGCAACAAUAGUCUCUCCUCGCCUUCAACACAGGGUCCUCUUAGCUGCUAUGAUUCUCUGUACUGUUAGUCACUGACGAGUCAUGAAGGUACAAUUUGAUUAAAUUCAGAGCGACUCAUCACUUGGCAGCUUCAAGGCAACAUGAACACAAAACAUCUUUAAGCAUACUGUACAACACAAAUUGCCUAUAAUAAUCAACUAUUUCCUAGUUUAUUCUAGAAAGAGGUUGCAUCCUCAAGUGUUGUUUUAAUGUCAAAUAUCCUCUCUGUAUCCCUCUCUCAUUUUCACAUCUGUUCUCUUGAUUUUUGUUUUACUGUGUUACGGUAACAGACAAAGACAGCUGCUCAUGUUUACUGUGUUGUCUGGUUCUUUUCCAUCCGUUUGUUUGUGUUCUACCAUUUUGUUCCUUGUACCUGAUGUUUACCUUGUCUUCAACAUUCACACGACUGUAGACAGAGUGAGGGGCGAAGUGAAGGUCAGAUCAGACUGCAGCUGGAUUCAAAAUCAUAUCCUUAGACUUGACGUGUCGCUGCAUUGUGCUGCGAGAUUGAGGUGUGACUAGAUGUGAGGAACGUUUUCUGUUGCUAUGGUGACCAGGCUCAAUGGCCCCAAGUCUGAUUUAAGGUUUCCGUUUAUUUUUGUGUUGAGCAGCAGGUGGAUUUACCGCUCCUGUUAUGUCUUACAUUCAGAUUAAGUAGAAGAUUGUUGCAAAUCAAUAAUUGUAAUAUUGAAGAACUAAUAUAAAUUAAAGUUACAAAUAUAUAUCUUAUAAUCAGUUGUUCCUUAACAUCUCCUUUAUGUGUAUUACAACAGUGCCUCAGGUUUUACUUCUGUAAUGGGGUAGAUACAUAUGCUGUAGCCCCCACAUUUAGUAUCUUUUGACUACAAAUUGUGUGAAAAUCCUCAGAAACUAGUACAAAAGAGCUAUUGUCAAAGCAUCUGGCCCUUGUCCUAUGUUGUGAGGAUAACAUGCUGAGGUUUUUAAUGGUGUAUAGCGCCCUCUAUUGUGGAUAACAGCUAUACAAAAAGGGACUAAAGGUAUUAAGCUUCUGAUGCACAAUGCACCAACGGGGACAUUCCAAGAUUUUUCUUAAUCAAAUUUUCUUCAGCUUUGUUCUAUUAUUAAAGUCUUAAUGAAGCCCUAAUAAAAUGGCCAGCUAGUACAAACUUAACAGGCGUGAGAAUCUAACUGCUAACCCCAUGAGAGGUUGGUAAUGCUGUCUGUUACAACUGUUCAGAUAUGUUGAUUGAAGCCUUUUCUUUAUAAAACCAGUCUUAUUCUUGUGAAGAUGAAAGAAUGCUAUUUUAUUUGUUUGUUCUACGCAGAGAAAGUGAAAGUAGUGCAACGGCUGAUUUUGAUUGGAUUAUUCAAUGUUUACAUCUUUAGCACUAUGUGCCAAAAGUUUUCCUUCCUAUUUUCUCUGUAUGAGGAAGAAUGAGAAGGGGUAAAAGUCAUUGGAAAUGCUGAUUGAGUCGCAAAGAACUGAAUGCAAAUUGCAGAUGGUAUAUGUUGUGUAUCUCAUUCUUCUUCCUAGUCCCAGUUAGACCUGCAGGACACACUGGGGCGGGUACGUCUCAGAUGAUGAUGGUGUUGGUCUUAUAAUGGGCACAGGUUGCACAUUUUUCAUGUCUUUUAGAUGUGUCUUCAAAAAGUCUGUUGUGGCAGAACUAACUCUGUGUGUUAGCUUAAAGCUACAUUCUAAAGGAGAACGAAUGUUGUCAAUAUUGUAGACAUGUAUUAUUAGAAGAUACUUCACCCACAAAAUUGAUACGUACAUAAAUUAAUCGCCACCGUUUUUCUCAAAUGCCUCAAUGGUGAAAGCAGAAUCAAAAUACAGAGACAUUUCUUGAUUAAUUAUAAUAAAUGGGAGCUGUGUUAAUAUGGGCUGAAUUAUUAAUAGAAAAUUAUAAUUUUGUGGUUUUAGUAUUUCUUUAAAAGGAGGUGUAUAACUGAUCACCAGUCAGUGAGCAAGAGCAUUUCCCCACCUGACUUUAUUCAUACUGUGUUUGGUGAACAAUUAAUGGCUUGAUAUUAACAGGUAUGAAGGUGAGCUCUGUGUUCUCUCAGCCUUUUACCUCAAAUGGGAAGCAGAGUUAUUUCAUGAUUCGUCCUGACUGAAGGCAUG
Molecule: messenger RNA, 6174 nt
Organism: Trematomus bernacchii (emerald rockcod)
Lineage: Eukaryota; Metazoa; Chordata; Actinopteri; Perciformes; Nototheniidae
Gene: galnt2
Product: UDP-N-acetyl-alpha-D-galactosamine:polypeptide N-acetylgalactosaminyltransferase 2
Exons: 16
Coding region: 455-2173 (572 amino acids)
Cellular component (GO): Golgi apparatus
Source: RefSeq, a predicted model, not a curated record